Messenger RNA from Acanthosepion pharaonis, 2622 nucleotides. Lineage: Eukaryota; Metazoa; Mollusca; Cephalopoda; Sepiida; Sepiidae. The record is from the annotation of a GenBank genome assembly.
AUGCUAUCUAUCUAUCUCAUUUAUCUAUCUAUCUAUCUAUCUAUCUAUCUAUCUCAGUCUUUUCAUUAUUCUAUUCAUUUCAUUUAUCUAUCUAUCUAUCUAUCUCAUCUAUCUAUUUCAUCUAUCUAUCUAUCUAUCAUCUAUCUAUUUUUAAUCUGUUCAUCUAUCUAUCUAUCUAUCUAUUUUAAUCUGUUCCCAUUCAUCUAUCUAUCUAUCUAUUUUAAUCUGUUCCAUUUCAUCUAUUCAUCUAUCUAUCUAAUUUAUCUGUUCCUAUCUAUUCAUCUAUCUAUCAUUUUAAUUUUUUCCUAUCUAUCUGUUCAUCUAUCUAUUUUAAUCCAUCUAUCUAUCUAUUAUCUGUUAAUCUAUUCUAUCUAUCUAUUAUCAUCUAUCUAUCUAUCUAUCAUCUAUCUAUCUAUCUAUCUUUUUAAUCUGUUCCUAUCCAUCUAUCUAUCUAUCUAUCUAUUCUGUUCCAUUCAUCUAUCUAUCUAUCUAUCAUUAAUAUCUAUCUAUCUAUCUAUCUAUCUAUCUAUUUUUAUAAAUCCUAUUCAUAUCUAUCUAUUUUUUAAUCUGUUCCAUUAUCAUCUAUCUAUCUAUCUAUUUUAUUCUAUCUAUCUAUCUAUCUAUCUAUCUAUCUAUCUAUCUAUCUAUCAUGUCCCGCCUUUGAAGCCCUCUUAUGCCUCAGAAAUGUCAACUCUUUCGUAUUUCUCUUAUAUCAGUGUCCCGUCUUUGAAGCCCGCUUAUGCCUCUGAAAUGUCAACUCUUUCGUCUUUCUCUAAUAUCAGUGUCCCGUCUUUGAAGCCCUCUUAUGCCUCAGAAAUGUCAACUCUUUCGUCUUUCUCUAAUAUCAGUGUCCUUGUCCCGUCUUUUUUGAAGCCCUCUUAUGCCUCAGAAAUGUCAACUCUUUCGUCUUUCUCUUAUAUCAGUGUCCCGUCUUUGAAGCCCGCAUAUGCCUCUGAAAUGUCAACUCGUUUCUUUCUCUUAUAUCAGUGUCCCGUCUUUGAAGCCCUCUAUCAGAAAUGUCAACUUUUCGUCUUUGAUCAGUGUCCCGCCUUUGAAGCCCCUUGUGCCCAGAAAUGUCAACUCUUUCGUCUUUCUCUAAUAUCAGUUGUCCCGUCUUUUGAAGCCCUCUUAAGUGCCUCAGAAAUGUCAACUCUUUCGUCUUUCUCUAAUAUCAGUGUCGCGUCUUUGAAGCCCUUAAGCCUAUGCCUCUUGUCAACUCGUUCUUUCUUUCUCUUAUAUCAGUGUCCCGUCGUUGAAGCCCUCUUAGAAAUGUGCCUCAGAAAUUGUCCCGUCUUUGAAGCCCGCUUAAGUGCCUCAGAAAUGUCAACACUUUCGUCUUUCUCUAAUAUCAGUGUCCUGUCUUUGAAGCCCGCUUAUGCCUCAGAAAUGUCAAAUCUUUCGUCUUUUCUAUAUCAGUGUCCCUCUUUGAAGCCCUUUAAGUGCCUCUCAAAUGUCAACUCUUUCGUCUUUCUCUUAUAUCAGUGUCCUUGUCCCGUCUUUGAAGCCCUCUUAAGUGCCUCUGAAAUGUCAACUCUUUCUUCUUUCUCUUAUAUCAGUGUCCCGCUUUUGAAGCCUCUUAAGCCUCAGAAAUUGUCCCGUCUUUUGAAGCCCCUUAAGUGCCUCAGAAAUGUCAACUCUUUCGUCUUUCUCUUAUAUCAGUGUCCAGCCUUUGAAGCCCGCUUAAGUGCCUCUGAAAUGUCAACUUUUUCGUCUUUCUCUUUAUAUCAGUGUCCCGUCUUUGAAGCCCUCUUAAUGUCCCGUUUUGAAGCCCCCUUCUGUGCCUCAGAAAUGUCAACUCUUUCUUCUUCCUCUUAUCAGUGUCCCGUCGUUGAAGCCGUCAAUUGCCCCCCCUCAAUGUCAACUCUUUUGUCCCGUCUUUUGAAGCCCUCUAUGCCUCAAAAUAUCAACUCUUUCGUCUUUCUCUUAUAUCAGUGUCCCGCCUUUGAAGCCCGCUUAUGUACCUCUGAAAUGUCAACUCUUUCGUAUUUCUCUAAUAUGAGUCCCCUUAAGCGCCUCAAAAUGUCAACUCUUUCGUCUUCCUCUUAUAUCAGUGUCCCGUCGUUGAAGCCCUUAAGUGCCUCGAAAUGUCAACGCUUUCGUCUUUCUCUUAUAUCAGUGUCCCGUCUUUUGAAGCCAUCUUAUGCCUCAGAAAUAUCAACUCUUUCGUCUUUCUCUUACAUCAGUGUCCCGCCUUUUGAAGCCCGCUUAAGUGACUCUGAAAUGUCAACUCUUUCGUAUUUCUCUUAUAUCAGUUGUCCCGCCUUUGAAGCCCCUUUCAGAAAUGUCAACUCUUUCAUUUUCUCUAAUAUCAGUUGUCCGUUUUUGAAGCCCUCCUCUAUAUCAGUGUCUUUCUCUAUCAGUGUCCCGUGUCUUUUCGAAGCCCUCUUAAGUGCCUCAGAAAUGUCAACUCUUUCGUCUUUCUCUAAUAUCAGUUGUCCUCGUCUUUUCGUAUUUCUCAGCCGUCUUUGGAAGCCUCUUAAGUGCCUCAGAAAUGUCAAUCAUCUUAAAUUUUCGUCUUUCUCUUAUUAUCAGUGUCCCGUCUUUGAAGCCCUCUUAAGUGCCUCUGAAAUGUCAACUCUUUCUUCUUUCUGUAUCAGUGUCCCGUCUUUGAAGCCCUCUUAA